UAUAAAAUUCAGAAAUAUCAAGAUAUCCAUCAGACUGAAAGUUACAAGUAUACUGGGUAGACAAAAGAUGUCUACGCUUCUCAGACUGGUCCUUCUAUUCUUGGCAAUAUUUUUUCAAAAGACAAAUGCAACUGAUCAAACCGUUGCUCUAUGUGCUGACCAAAGAGGUAUGAUACGCUGUAAGAAUGGAUUGAAAAUCAAAAUAGUGUCGGCCAACUACGGACGUACAGAUGACCAGGUGUGUCCAGGUGGUAAAACGGAUACACUCACUUGUCGAUCAAAAUCAUCGGAAAUCAGGGUCAGGUGGAAUUGCAACGGUUAUGCAACUUGUCAUCUACAUGCCACAAGCAAACACUUCGGAAACCCUUGCGCAAAUAUUUCCAAAUAUUUGGAAAUUAGUUACCGCUGUGUCAGAAACAUUGACAAUGAUAUACAAGAUAAACCUAUCAUUGCUUUCAAUGCAUACAUAUCAAAACAUCUGACCUUGCACAGAAAUACACCCGUCAAUGUUGUUUAUGACAAAGUAUUUUUCAACUACGGAAACGCAUACAAUCCUCACAGCGGAAUCUUCACAGCGCCAUCUGCCGGGCUGUAUAUUUUUACCUGGACUAGCUUAGUUAAUCCUAAAAGUAUAUUUGACGCAGAAAUCUUGAUCAACGCGAAACGGAAAGGAUUGGGUAAUUGCAACAAUGAAGGUAGCCCGGGGUUUGGAAACUGCGCAAACACAGUACCUUUGGUCUUAAAAGCUGGAGAUAAAGUGAAUCUUCGAACGACCACAGCAAAUUUUCUGUAUCAGGAAUGGUCAAGUUUUAAAGGAUGGAAAGUUUAAUUACACAUUCAACAACUUUGAAUUAUUUUUCUUUAUAUCUUGUUCAGUUUUUUAAUUUGCAUGGUAUAAAAUAUAAAAUACAUGUUUAAAUCUAACUUCCUUUUUUCGAUUUUUGCAUUUCUUCGAAUGUUAAAAACUAUUAUUAUACAUGUCUCUUUAAAAAUCCAAUAAUUA
This is a messenger RNA of Magallana angulata, 1003 nucleotides long. RefSeq lists its product as uncharacterized. NCBI's taxonomy places the organism in Eukaryota, Metazoa, Mollusca, Bivalvia, Ostreida, Ostreidae. The record is from RefSeq and is a predicted model, not a curated record. Bases 68 to 829 code for a protein of 253 amino acids. Gene Ontology annotation, molecular function: protein binding; carbohydrate binding. The transcript is spliced from 4 exons.